Messenger RNA from Oenanthe melanoleuca, 8231 nucleotides. RefSeq names its product patched 1 (gene PTCH1). Gene Ontology annotation, molecular function: hedgehog receptor activity; smoothened binding; hedgehog family protein binding. The record is from RefSeq and is a predicted model, not a curated record. The transcript is spliced from 24 exons. Gene Ontology annotation, cellular component: plasma membrane. Bases 808 to 5115 code for a protein of 1435 amino acids. Gene Ontology annotation, biological process: smoothened signaling pathway. NCBI's taxonomy places the organism in Eukaryota, Metazoa, Chordata, Aves, Passeriformes, Muscicapidae.
UUUUUUUUUUUUUUUCCUCCCUCUCUCGCUCUCUCUCCACUCAUACUCCCCCCACCCCCCCACCCCUCCUCCUCUUUAUCCAAAUGGAGAGAGUUCUUUUUUUCUUCUUCAUCUCAUCUCUGGAGCCGAGGGGCUGCAGCUCGGUGCUGCCGCGCACACACCGGGGGAGAGCGCCAGGCAGCCGCCCGCCCGCCGCCGCGGCGGGGCCAACCGCGGAUCCCCGCCGGCCCCGCGGCCCGCGGGAAGCACCCCGGCGCUGAAGCAGGAUGGUGCAGCGCGGCGAGGCAGCCCAGCAGCAGCAGGAGCAGCCGCGGCCCGCCGCGCCGCCGCCCCGCCGCCGUCGCUGAGCGCCGCCGCGGACAGCGGCUUCCCGGAGGCAGCGGCGGCCGGCCGGAGCAGGCGAUUUCAACGGGAGCGGAGGACAGCGCGGCGGCGGCCGGGGGAUCCCGGGGGUCGCGCCCGCCCGUCCGCCCGCCCUCGCGGGGCGCGGGGAGCGGCCGGCUGCAGCUCGGGGUCCGCGCGCGAUGUGGCAAUGGGAGGCGCGGGGAGCGACUCGGCCGGAGCGGCCGCGGCGGCAGCCGCCGCCCCGCGCCCCGCGUGAGGCGGCCGCGCCGCAGCAGCCCCAGCAGCAGCCCCAGCCCCGGCGGCGGCGGCGGCAGCAGCGGCGGCAGCAGCCCCCGCAGCAGCAGCAUCAGCCCGCGGCCCGCAGCGCCGCCAGCCCCCCGCGGCCCCGCCGCGCCCCCGGGGCCCCGGGCCCCGCCGCGGCAGCGCCAGCGGCAGCUCUCCCGUCCCGCCGGCGGCGGCAACAUGGCCUCGGCCGGUAACGCGUCGGAGCCGGAGACCAGCAGCAGCGCGGGCGGCGGAGGCCACCCCGGCCGGGCGGCGAGGAACGGCGGCGGGAGGCGGCGAAGGACUGGAGGGAAUCGGCGCGCCGCGGCGCCCGACCGGGAGUAUCUGCAGCGGCCAAGCUACUGCGAUGCGGCUUUCGCCUUGGAGCAGAUUUCAAAGGGCAAGGCGACGGGACGGAAAGCGCCGCUGUGGCUGCGAGCAAAGUUUCAGAGACUGUUGUUUAAACUGGGCUGUUACAUUCAGAAAAACUGCGGGAAGUUUUUGGUUGUCGGCCUCCUGAUAUUUGGGGCUUUCGCUGUAGGAUUAAGGGCAGCUAAUCUCGAGACCAACGUGGAGGAGCUGUGGGUGGAAGUUGGUGGACGAGUGAGUCGGGAGUUAAAUUACACGCGGCAGAAGAUUGGAGAAGAGGCCAUGUUCAACCCCCAGCUCAUGAUCCAGACUCCACAGGAAGAUGGUGCUAAUGUACUAACAACAGAAGCACUCCGGCAGCACCUUGAGUCUGCACUUCAGGCCAGCAGAGUACAUGUCUAUAUGUACAACAGACAGUGGAAAUUGGAACAUUUGUGUUACAAAUCAGGAGAACUCAUCACAGAAGCAGGUUACAUGGACCAGAUCAUAGAAUAUCUUUAUCCUUGCUUAAUUAUCACUCCUUUGGACUGCUUCUGGGAGGGAGCAAAGCUACAGUCAGGAACUGCCUAUCUAUUAGGGAAGCCUCCUUUGCAGUGGAUCAACUUUGACCCCUUAGAAUUCUUGGAAGAGUUAAAGAAAAUAAACUACCAAGUGGAGAGCUGGGAAGAAAUGCUGAAUAAAGCAGAGGUUGGUCAUGGUUAUAUGGAUCGACCCUGCCUGAAUCCUGCUGAUCCCGAUUGCCCAAUCACAGCUCCCAAUAAAAAUUCCACCAAACCUCUUGAUGUAGCCCUUGUUUUGAGUGGUGGAUGCUAUGGACUAUCAAGAAAAUACAUGCAUUGGCAGGAGGAACUGAUUAUAGGUGGUACAGUCAAGAACAGUUCUGGUAAACUUGUCAGUGCCCAGGCUUUGCAAACCAUGUUUCAGUUAAUGACCCCUAAGCAAAUGUAUGAACAUUUCAAGGGGUAUGAAUAUGUUUCACAUAUCAACUGGAACGAGGACAAGGCAGCAGCAAUUCUGGAAGCCUGGCAGAGGAUGUAUGUUGAGGUUGUUCAUCAAAGUGUUGCACGAAACUCUACUCAGAAGGUGCUUUCCUUUACUACGACCACCCUGGAUGACAUCUUGAAGUCAUUUUCUGAUGUCAGUGCUAUCCGAGUAGCUAGUGGCUACUUACUAAUGCUUGCCUAUGCCUGUUUAACGAUGCUGCGGUGGGACUGUGCCAAGUCUCAGGGUGCUGUGGGGCUGGCAGGAGUCUUGUUGGUUGCACUCUCUGUGGCUGCAGGAUUGGGCCUGUGCUCAUUGAUUGGAAUUUCCUUUAAUGCCGCCACAACUCAGGUUUUGCCUUUUCUUGCUCUUGGAGUUGGUGUAGAUGAUGUUUUCCUUCUGGCACAUGCGUUUAGUGAAACAGGACAGAAUAAGAGAAUUCCGUUUGAGGACAGAACAGGUGAAUGUCUGAAGCGAACAGGAGCAAGUGUAGCCCUUACAUCUAUCAGCAAUGUUACUGCUUUCUUUAUGGCUGCCUUAAUUCCUAUUCCAGCUUUAAGAGCAUUUUCACUCCAAGCAGCAGUUGUGGUGGUGUUCAAUUUUGCUAUGGUUCUGCUGAUUUUCCCUGCUAUCCUGAGCAUGGACCUUUAUCGUCGGGAAGACAGGAGACUGGACAUAUUUUGCUGUUUUACAAGCCCAUGUGUCACUAGAGUGAUUCAGGUUGAGCCUCAAGCAUAUGCAGAAAAUGACAAUACUUGCUACAGUCCUCCACCCCCAUACAGCAGCCACGGUUUUGCACAUGAAACUCAGAUUACAAUGCAGUCCACAGUGCAAUUGCGCACAGAAUAUGAUCCUCACACGCAGGUGUACUACACCACAGCAGAGCCUCGCUCAGAAAUAUCUGUGCAGCCAGUGACAGUGACACAAGAUAACCUGAGCUGCCAGAGCCCAGAAAGCACAAGCUCGACGAGGGAUUUACUUUCCCAAUUCUCAGACUCCAGUAUACAUUGCCUUGAGCAACCCUGUACGAAGUGGACACUCUCAUCUUUUGCAGAAAAGCAUUAUGCUCCAUUCCUCCUGAAACCAAAAGCUAAGAUUAUGGUUAUUUUCCUUUUUCUGGGUUUACUUGGGCUCAGUCUUUAUGGAACUACCCGGGUGAGAGAUGGACUAGAUCUCACAGACAUUGUACCACGGGAAACACGGGAAUAUGACUUUAUUGCUGCACAGUUCAAGUACUUUUCGUUCUACAACAUGUAUAUUGUGACACAGAAAGCAGACUAUCCAAAUGUCCAGCACUUACUUUAUGAACUUCACAGAAGUUUCAGCAAUGUGGCGUAUGUUUUGUUGGAAGAGGAUAGGCAGCUCCCCAAAAUGUGGUUGCACUACUUUCGAGACUGGCUGCAAGGACUUCAGGAUGCAUUUGACAGCGACUGGGAAACUGGGAAGAUAACCUACAACAACUAUAAAAAUGGUUCCGACGAUGCUGUUUUGGCUUACAAGCUCUUGGUACAAACAGGCAACCAUGCAAAGCCCAUUGACAUCAGCCAGUUGACUAAACAGCGUCUGGUGGAUGCGGAUGGAAUCAUUAACCCAAAUGCUUUCUACAUCUACCUGACAGCCUGGGUUAGCAACGACCCUGUGGCCUAUGCUGCCUCGCAAGCCAACAUCCGCCCGCACCGCCCGGAGUGGGUCCAUGACAAAGCAGACUACAUGCCAGAAACACGGCUGAGGAUUCCAGCGGCUGAGCCCAUAGAAUAUGCUCAGUUUCCUUUCUACCUCAAUGGAUUACGUGAAACUUCUGACUUUGUGGAGGCUAUUGAGAAAGUGAGAGCUAUCUGUAAUAACUACACCAGCCUGGGGAUCUCCAGCUACCCAAAUGGUUACCCAUUUCUGUUCUGGGAGCAGUACAUUGGACUUCGUCACUGGCUGCUCUUAUCCAUUAGCGUGGUUUUAGCUUGCACGUUUCUGGUGUGUGCCCUCUUCCUCCUAAACCCCUGGACAGCUGGGAUCAUUGUGGUGGUGCUGGCUCUGAUGACUGUGGAGCUGUUUGGCAUGAUGGGUCUAAUUGGAAUAAAGCUGAGUGCAGUACCUGUGGUUAUCCUGAUUGCUUCUGUUGGCAUUGGUGUGGAAUUCACUGUUCAUGUUGCUUUGGCGUUUUUAACUGCCAUAGGAGACAGGAACCAUAGGGCCGUCCUUGCAUUGGAGCACAUGUUUGCACCAGUGCUGGAUGGGGCUGUGUCCACUCUGCUUGGGGUGUUAAUGCUUGCAGGAUCAGAGUUUGAUUUUAUUGUCAGGUAUUUCUUUGCUGUUUUGGCAAUCCUAACUAUUCUGGGAGUUCUCAAUGGAUUGGUGCUGCUUCCUGUUCUUCUCUCAUUCUUUGGACCAUACCCUGAGGUUUCUCCAGCCAAUGGACAGGACAGAUUGCCCACACCAUCUCCUGAGCCACCCCCUGGUACUGUGAGGUUUGCACUGCCACCUGGCCACACAAAUAAUGCGUCAGAUUCCUCUGAUUCUGAGUACAGCUCUCAAACCACAGUGUCUGGCAUCAGUGAAGAGCUGCAUCAGUACGAGGCCACGCGAGGCCCUGGGGCACCAGUCCAUCAAGUAAUAGUGGAAGCGACUGAGAAUCCUCUCUUUGCAAGAUCCACUGUGGUUCAGCCGGAAGCCAGGCAUCAGCCGAGUCCUCGGCUGCCGCCGAAUCCUGAUCCUGGCGCGCAGCAGCCCUGGCACCAGGGCAGACAGCCCAGAAGGGCGAGGGAAGGGCCGCGACCCCCUCCUUACCGCCCUCGCAGGGACGCCUUUGAGAUUUCUGCGGAAGGGCAGGCGGGGCCCAGCAGCAGGGACCGCCUGGGCCACAAGGCCCGCGCCCACGGCGUGAGGAGCCCGGCGCUGGGCGCGGCCUACUGCCAGCCCAUCACCACCGUGACCGCCUCGGCCUCCGUCACCGUGGCCGUGCACCCCGCCCCGCACGGGCCCGGCUCCCGCGGAGCCGCCUUCCCGGCCCACGAGGGGCGCCGCGAAGCCGGCCACGCGCCCUUCGAGGACCCCCACGUGCCUUUCAACGUGCGCUGCGAGAGGAGGAAUUCUAAAGUAGAAGUUAUAGAGCUGCAAGACGUUGAAUGUGAGGAAAGGAUACCUGGCAACAGCUCACAAUAAGGGUAAUAACUGAAGCAAAGAAGAGGCCAAAGAUGGAUAACUGUAUUCCAGAACUGCUUGAAGACAAGAACUGCUUAAAGUUGUAGAAGAGGACAUGCUGCAUGGGGACAACAGUUCACUGUUACUGUAACCUAUUGUAUUAUUUUGUUAAAUAUUUCUUUUAAGUAUUUAAAAGAUGUACACAUAUGUAAUAUACAAAAGAUCGAUGUAAAGUAGUAUAAUCUGGAGUAAUUUGCCUUCAGGCAAUAGAAUGGGGACAAUAUUGUGUGCUCUUUGUACUUUUUGUACAUUGAUAUCUGUGCCACAACUAAGCUUAAUCUAGUUCUAAAUUUCAGCAUAAGUUGCUGCUGCUUAAAUAUUUUAUAAUUUACUUGUAUAAUUCUAUGCAAAUAUUGCUUAUGUAAUAGGAUUUUUUAAAGGUACAUGUCUGUUUAAAAUAUUUUAAAUUUGCAUAUCACAACCCUGUGGUAGUAUGAAAAGUUACUGUUAACUUUCAAACACGCUAUGCGUGUUAAUUUUUAAAAUAAGCAAAUAUGAAGAAAAGCAAGUUUAUCUGGGAGGCUUAAAUAGACUUAGCUAUGUGCAGGUUUUGUUUUGCUGUGUGUGUCCCAGUGUGCAUCUGGACAUAUGCAUGCUUUUGUGUGUGUGUUCCUGGUGUACUGUAGUUUCUCUUUUACUGUAUGUUAACACUUGGUGGGCUUACAAACCCACUGAUGCUGAUGUGAGUCUGGCUUUCCCUGUUAGUAGGCACUAGUGAAAACUCUGUUGUUUACCAAUAUAUACAACUAUAGACUGCCAUCAUCAAAGGCCCAGCUAAAAUACCAGAGAAGACAGGGAGUUGAGGUUUGGAAUUACGUUUCAGUCCCAAACCCUUAAUGACUUGGAUCACAUGACUUUGAUCAAGUCACUUAACUGCCCCAAGCCUCAAUUUCUCAUUCUGUAAAAUGGUUAUAAUUACACUUACCUACCUCCCAGGAAUGUUGUGAGGUUUAAUUACUGUUCAUGUAGUACUUUCAUUUCUUUUUUUCCCUAGCAAAAUGUGCCAGGUAAGUGCAAGCACUAUAACCAUUAUUUUUUCACUUCCAAAGGUGCUGGAUAUUGAGAGGUGCUGGUGGUUAUAGAAAUACAAUGAGCAUCUGCCUUAUUUUGAUACUGUUAUUUGUGAUUGGCAUUAGAAACUGGAUAAUGAAUUGUUUGAUGGUGAGCCACAGCUUAGCUGAGUCAUAACACCAUUGAAAACAGUAUCUUUGGUCACCUUAUUUUCAUUUUUAAAAUAUAAAUGGCUUUUUCAUGGGCCGGGACAGUAAUGACACAUAAGGCCUGGGUAGUUCUUUUCUCUAUUGUUUGUGUUUUCCCAUGCUGCAUUGGCACUUUUAAUUAUGACAGCUAAACUGGGAUCUCUUUGCGAAACUAAUUUAGCUUUUUGUACUUUUAUUUUUAAACUAAAAGGGGAUUGCUGCAGGUGAAGGGUCUGGAAAAACACUACAAUAUGUAUUCCAGUUGGAAAUAUACCCUAGGAACAAAGAACCUUAAUUUAAAAUAAUGCAACACAAGUUUUCAUUAUCUCUGUCUUCUUUUUUUUUAUUUUUUUUUCUGCCCUUCACCAAGCUGUUUUUUGAGCAGAUAGAUGUUCAGUUUUGUAUUCAGAGCCAAACACAACCAAUAUUCACUUCUUAAACACAGUAGUGGUGGGGCUUUUCCUUAUUUAUACCUGAACAGCAGUGGCCAAUUCUUUGAUGGGAAAGUGUUUUUCUCCAGUGGCUUCAGGGAGUCUAUCUUUGCCCACAGACCUUGCCAGCAAAACAAAUGGGGAUAAUUAGAAUGCACAAAUUUCCAUGCCUUUUUUGCUCACUUGAAAACACUUUGAUAUGAGGCACUUGUUUACAGAUCUCCAAUGUGAACGCUCGAAGAGCAGGUGGCGAGAGCCUGGUGUCAUUCCAGUGAUACAUAAGCUACUGUUUCAGUGCACACCAAGGGUUAAUGUCACAACUGCCUACUAGUCCAGUUCACUGUCUAACAUGAAAACUCUUGAUGACAAAAAGGAUGAGGGGCCCCAAUUUAGCACUAGCAGCAUACAGUGACCUCAGAUCAUACAAACUCUGCAACAAAACUGUAUGAUGCUAAUUGGAAGCUGCCUUCAACCGCCACGCUUAUGUGUCAGUGGUUGGCAGGGCUCCCACUGGCACCGCUCCGUGCCGCAGGCUGCCUUGCUUCCUGCUCUUCCUUCAGGGAGAAGGGGCCCAGGGCAAGCUGCAGUGUCUCCCACCUGCCCAAGUCUUCCUGCAUGCUUGUGUGUGGGUGAGCUGUCCGCUGCUUCGUGCACAAUGUAGACCUUCUUCUUCGAUAGUCACAUUGGCAAGGGGAGAAUUCAGUGGCUGGCAACAUUUAUUUUGUUUUGGUUUUGUUUCUUAACUUUUUUAAUCAUGGGUGAUAUUUAUAUUUUUGUAUCAUAAGAAUGUUUUUCUUACAGUAUUUGUCAUGCCAGUUUAUAACAAACAAAAUGCAGGGAUUUUAUUUCUAUUGGAAACACUAUUACAGUUAUGUUUUUACUGUUUAAUGGAUUUUUAUUUGUAUAGAGUGCUUACUAAUGUUAAAUAGGAAAGAGUAUAUAACAUUUACAUUAUGGACUUGUUGUAGCUUUUAGUGUAAGGAGUUAAAAGGAAAAAAUAUCCAAACUGGGUCUCAUUGCCUGCCUGUUUGGUAGGAGUGGGUUUGUGUCAUUUCAUUUACAAAGAUAAAAUUAUGCCAUAUAAUUUAUUUAUAUGAAAAUUUAUUUUUGUAGUGUACAUAGUAGUCAUCAAGUCUUUCGACAGAAGUAUAUUUUUAAAGAGUUUAUAUGUAAUGAUGAUACCAUUAUGUUUUGGAACACUGCUGAGAUACAAUUACAGUGCACACUUUUCCUUGUAAACCCCCUGGAGAAAAGAAAGUGUUUAACAGUGUUAAGAGAGAAAGAGAGUGUGAAUAUUCAUACAAUUCAGAACUGUGUUUUAGUUACCAUUUGUGAUCUAGUGUGGUUCUCAUUUUAAGCUUUGAAUGGAAAUUGUACAAACUCUCUAAAUAUUAAUGUUCAAACACUGAUAGAAAUUCUAACAUGAAUAAAAAAAUAUUAUAACUUA